AUGGAGCGACCAAAGGACGAACGGCAUAACAUUUUACUUACAAUGAGAGCGACCAUCUUCAUUCUUCUCGUUUAUUCAGUGCUUUUAAUAAAUGCACAACUUUAUGGUUAUGGAAUGGGCAGUUUACUUGGUUCGCCAUAUGGUUAUGGACUUGGCGGUUAUGGCGGUUAUGGCAGUGGAUAUGGCGGAUAUGGUGGAUAUGGCGGAUAUGGCGGAUAUGGUGGUGGUGGUUUUGGUAUGGGAGGGAUGGGAUGUUGCGUUGGAAUGUAUGGUAAGCGGAAAUGA
Molecule: messenger RNA, 285 nt
Organism: Dracunculus medinensis (Guinea worm)
Lineage: Eukaryota; Metazoa; Nematoda; Chromadorea; Rhabditida; Dracunculidae
Source: the annotation of a GenBank genome assembly